CUGGUGACGUCACGCCGGUCCCUCUCUCUCGCCCCGCGGAGCCUCCAGCAGAGAGAGAGAGAGAGGCGAGGAGCGGCAGCGCGGAGCGGAGAGAGAGAGCGGCAGACGAGGAGGCGGAGAAGAUGAUGUGAUGCCCCUGCUGCGUCAGCUCCUCCCGGGGUCCCCGUCGCGGCGUCACGGCUCGCGCGGGGAGCUGCGCGCCGAGAUGAUCAGCGCGCCGCUGCGCGACUUCAGGCACACCAUGCACGUGGGCCGUGGCGGGGCCGCGUUCGGAGACACCGCGUUCCUCAGCGGUGGCACCACCGCCACCGCCACCGCCGCCACCGCCACCACCUCCUCGCCACCGACACCACCGCCGGCCUCGCGCCGCCCGUCCCCGCACAACCUGCUGCUGCUGUUGCCAUGGGGUAGGGUGCGGAGGAGCAACUCCGGGCAGCAGCAGCAGCAGCAGCAGCAGCAGCAGCUGCAGCAGGGAGGGCAGCUGGGUGAGAUUCCUCCGGCCGGGCAGUCGCCCAUCAUCAAGAACGCGCUGUCGCUGCCCGCGCUCACGGGGCCCAGGUUCACUCUGGGCAGCUCGGGGUCUCGGAGCGCCACGGCGACCCCGGUGCGCGUGACCCCUGCUGCUGGGGGUCAGGCGAGGGGACCCCCAAAAGAAGAUGAGGAGGAUGGAGAUGAGGAGGAGGAGGAGGUGGAUGGACCCGGCGGCCUGGGAUCUCCCUCCGCCCGCCGGCGCGCCGCCUUCCCGCACACGGACUCGGUGUUGUCGUUCCACGUGGACCUGGGGCCCUCCAUGCUGGGCGAUGUCCUCGGCGUGAUGGACGUGGUGGAUGAGGCCCAGGGCGGAGCGGGCCCAGCGCGGAGCUCCGUGCUGGAGCCACCGCCGCCGCCGCAUGGUGCGGAAGAUCUGGCGGAUGGUGAUGAUGUUGAUGAUGGUGAUGGGGAUGUUGAUGGGGUGUUAGACGGGGCAGAGACUCGCGGGGCAGCGGAAAGGGCAGGGCCCAAGGGAGGGCAGUCGAGACUCGGGGGCAGUCACGAAGGAGGGCAGGAAAGGGCAGUCGCUGCUCCAGGGGAAGCCGUGAGUGUGGGGGCAGUGGCAGGGGCAGGGCAGGAGACACUGCAAGGGGCAGCCGAGAAGGUUGAUACAGAGAACGGAGAGCGGGCAGCAGACAGGGCAGGUGAUGGGUCGAGCGAGGGGGCAGUGGCAGGGCAGGAUGUGAGAGAGGGGGCAGGGCAGGAGGAGACAUUGGAAGGGGCAGGGCAGGAGACGAGGGAUGGGGCAAUGCUCGGGGCGCUGGGAAGUGAAGGGCAGGAGAGCUCGCAAGGGGCAGCAGGAAGGGCAGGGCAGGGGUAGGACCCCCGCUGCAGACGUCGCGCCGUGUAAACACCGCUGUCGCGACCCGUGUCGCGACCCCCCAGAGAUGAGGAGGAUGGAGAUGAGGUGG
This is a messenger RNA of Lethenteron reissneri (Far Eastern brook lamprey), 1442 nucleotides long. RefSeq names its product cdc42 effector protein 4-like. Gene Ontology annotation, cellular component: plasma membrane; cytoskeleton; cytoplasm. Gene Ontology annotation, molecular function: small GTPase binding. NCBI's taxonomy places the organism in Eukaryota, Metazoa, Chordata, Hyperoartia, Petromyzontiformes, Petromyzontidae. Gene Ontology annotation, biological process: regulation of cell shape; positive regulation of actin filament polymerization; Rho protein signal transduction. The record is from RefSeq and is a predicted model, not a curated record.